Messenger RNA from Coregonus sp. 'balchen', 6504 nucleotides. Lineage: Eukaryota; Metazoa; Chordata; Actinopteri; Salmoniformes; Salmonidae. The record is from the annotation of a GenBank genome assembly.
CCCGCCAACGUAGAUCAUGUAGAUGUGACAGAGCAAACUCAGACCAGUGUAACUCUGCAGUGGAACAAGCCAGCAAAUGGAGUCUCCAGUUAUCUGCUGAACUUUGGCGAAAAAGAAGAGAUUCACAUUAAUGCAUCAGAAGGGGUAACAGAUAUACACACAGUCUCACCUCUCACUGCUGGGACACAAUAUGGGUUCACUCUCUUCACUGUGUUUGAAGGCGUCAGGAGUACUGGAUUCAACUAUACUGCUGCCACUGGUAAGAUGCAUGACUUGAUUUGAAAUCUAUGUGUAAAGAUGUUUUAACAAAACCUGCAUGUAUGCUGUAGUGUCAAAGUUUAAAACAGAAUUCAACAAUGCGGUAUAGUUUUGCAUGGAUUUCAUGUAUUUUACAAAUUAACGAGUGGGUGACACAUGAUGUACUAAUGUAGUCAGUCCUGAAGUGCAUUCUUGUUAGAAGGGUCAUAUUUGAUUUGCCUCUCUACUGUUUCAGCUCCCCGCAACGUAGCUGAUGUCAAAGUGACAAGGCAAACUGAGACCAGUCUAACUCUUCAAUGGAAGAAGGUGGAGGGGGAAGGGAUCACUUAUGUGCUGCAGUUCAACAAUGGGACUAAUACUACCAUCCCUGUAUCUGAUACAAGUGAAACAGUGACAUACACAGUCUCAUCUCUCGAUGCUGGGACAAAAUACAACUUCUCUAUAUUCACUGUGUUUGAAAAAUUACCAAGCAAUGGAUACAAUGUGCUCACAAUCACCCGUGAGUCUCUUUAAAAUGGAUUCUGUGUUAUUUCUUGCAUCCUUUAAUGAGUUCACAUGUCAAUAUGUUAGUAAUGACAUCAUAGAAAAUAUUGAAUCUAUACUUUCUUAAAUGUACAAAGUGAGUGACAUUAGUUGUGAAUACAUUGUGAAUGCAUUGUGAAGGCAUUAAUUUACAUUAUCUUCCUGUUUUUCUAUCUUAGGUCCCAUCAGUGUAGAUCGUGUCAAUGUGACAAGGCAAACUGAGACCAGUCUAACUCUUCAAUGGAAGAAGGUGGAGGGGGAAGGGAUCACUUAUGUGCUGCAGUUCAACAAUGGGACUAAUAAUACCAUCCCUGUAUCUGAUACAAGUGAAACAGUGACAUACACAGUCUCAUCUCUCGAUGCUGGGACAAAAUACAACUUCUCUAUCUUCACUGUGUUUGAAAAAUUACCAAGCAAUGGAUACAAUGUGCUCACAAUCACCCGUGAGUCUCUUUAAAAUGGAUUCUGUGUUAUUUCUUGCAUCCUUUAAUGAGUUCACAUGUCAAUAUGUUAGUAAUGACAUCAUAGAAAAUAUUGAAUCUAUACUUUCUUAAAUGUACAAAGUGAGUGACAUUAGUUGUGAAUACAUUGUGAAUGCCUUGUGAAGGCAUUAAUUUACAUUAUCUUCCUGUUUUUCUAUCUUAGGUCCCCUCAGUGUAGAUCGUGUAAAUGUGACAAGGCAAACUGAGACCAGUCUAACUCUUCAAUGGAAGAAGGUGGAGGGGGAAGGGAUCACUUAUGUGCUGCAGUUCAACAAUGGGACUAAUAAUACCAUCCCUGUAUCUGAUACAAGUGAAACAGUGACAUACACAGUCUCAUCUCUCGAUGCUGGGACAAAAUACAACUUCUCUAUCUUCACUGUGUUUGAAAAAUUACCAAGCAAUGGAUACAAUGUGCUCACAAUCACCCGUGAGUCUCUUUAAAAUGGAUUCUGUGUUAUUUCUUGCAUCCUUUAAUGAGUCCAUAUGUCAAUAUGUUAGUAAUGACAUCAUAGAUAAUAUUGAAUCUAUACUUUCUUAAAUGUACAAAGUGAGUGACAUUAGUUGUGAAUACAUUGUGAAUGCAUUGUGAAGGCAUUAAUUUACAUUAUCUUCCUGUUUUUCUAUCUUAGGUCCCAUCAGUGUAGAUCGUGUCAAUGUGACAAGGCAAACUGAGACCAGUCUAACUCUUCAAUGGAAGAAGGUGGAGGGGGAAGGGAUCACUUAUGUGCUGCAGUUCAACAAUGGGACUAAUAAUACCAUCCCUGUAUCUGAUACAAGUGAAACAGUGACAUACACAGUCUCAUCUCUCGAUGCUGGGACAAAAUACAACUUCUCUAUCUUCACUGUGUUUGAAAAAUUACCAAGCAAUGGAUACAAUGUGCUCACAAUCACCCGUGAGUCUCUUUAAAAUGGAUUCUGUGUUAUUUCUUGCAUCCUUUAAUGAGUUCACAUGUCAAUAUGUUAGUAAUGACAUCAUAGAAAAUAUUGAAUCUAUACUUUCUUAAAUGUACAAAGUGAGUGACAUUAGUUGUGAAUACAUUGUGAAUGCAUUGUGAAGGCAUUAAUUUACAUUAUCUUCCUGUUUUUCUAUCUUAGGUCCCCUCAGUGUAGAUCGUGUAAAUGUGACAAGGCAAACUGAGACCAGUCUAACUCUUCAAUGGAAGAAGGUGGAGGGGGAAGGGAUCACUUAUGUGCUGCAGUUCAACAAUGGGACUAAUAAUACCAUCCCUGUAUCUGAUACAAGUGAAACAGUGACAUACACAGUCUCAUCUCUCGAUGCUGGGACAAAAUACAACUUCUCUAUCUUCACUGUGUUUGAAAAAUUACCAAGCAAUGGAUACAAUGUGCUCACAAUCACCCGUGAGUCUCUUUAAAAUGGAUUCUGUGUUAUUUCUUGCAUCCUUUAAUGAGUCCAUAUGUCAAUAUGUUAGUAAUGACAUCAUAGAUAAUAUUGAAUCUAUACUUUCUUAAAUGUACAAAGUGAGUGACAUUAGUUGUGAAUACAUUUUGAAUGCAUUGUGAAGGCAUUAAUUUACAUUAUCUUCCUGUUUUUCUAUCUUAGGUCCCCUCAGUGUAGAUCGUGUCAAUGUGACAAGGCAAACUGAGACCAGUCUAACUCUUCAAUGGAAGAAGGUGGAGGGGGAAGGGAUCACUUAUGUGCUGCAGUUCAACAAUGGGACUAAUACUACCAUCCCUGUAUCUGAUACAAGUGAAACAGUGACAUACACAGUCUCAUCUCUCGAUGCUGGGACAAAAUACAACUUCUCUAUCUUCACUGUGUUUGAAAAAUUACCAAGCAAUGGAUACAAUGUGCUCACAAUCACCCGUGAGUCUCUUUAAAAUGGAUUCUGUGUUAUUUCUUGCAUCCUUUAAUGAGUCCAUAUGUCAAUAUGUUAGUAAUGACAUCAUAGAUAAAUUGAAUCUAUACUUUCUUAAAUGUACAAAGUGAGUGACAUUAGUUGUGAAUACAUUGUGAAUGCAUUGUGAAGGCAUUAAUUUACAUUAUCUUCCUGUUUUUCUAUCUUAGGUCCCCUCAGUGUAGAUCGUGUCAAUGUGGACAAGGCAAACUGAGACCAGUCUAACUCUUCAAUGGAAGAAGGUGGAGGGGGAAGGGAUCACUUAUGUGCUGCAGUUCAACAAUGGGACUAAUACUACCAUCCCUGUAUCUGAUACAAGUGAAACAGUGACAUACACAGUCUCAUCUCUCGAUGCUGGGACAAAAUACAACUUCUCUAUCUUCACUGUGUUUGAAAAAUUACCAAGCAAUGGAUACAAUGUGCUCACAAUCACCCGUGAGUCUCUUUAAAAUGGAUUCUGUGUUAUUUCUUGCAUCCUUUAAUGAGUCCAUAUGUCAAUAUGUUAGUAAUGACAUCAUAGAUAAUAUUGAAUCUAUACUUUCUUAAAUGUACAAAGUGAGUGACAUUAGUUGUGAAUACAUUGUGAAUGCAUUGUGAAGGCAUUAAUUUACAUUAUCUUCCUGUUUUUCUAUCUUAGGUCCCCUCAGUGUAGAUCGUGUCAAUGUGACAAGGCAAAAUGAGACCAGUGUAACUCUGCAGUGGAACAAGGUGAAGGGAGAAGGGAUCACUUAUGAGCUGCAGUUCAGCAAUGGGACUAAUAAUACCAUCCCUGUAUCUGAUACAAGUGAAAUAGUGACACACACAGUCUCAUCUCUCGAUGCUGGGACAAAAUACAACUUCUCUAUCUUCACUGUGAUUGAAGAUAUCAGAAGUAUUGGAAGUAAAUUAUCUGCAGUCACUGGUAAGAUAUUUUUUGGGGGGUGGAUAUAAGAUUGUCCCUUACUAUUUUAAUUUCAUUCACUCUUGUGUGAUACAGUUAAAAUGGAUGUUGCUAUAACCUUCAUAAACCACAAUGUUUUUUCUUCUUCUCAGAAUUACACGUUAAAUAGUAGAUUUUUAUUCAUGCAAUAUAAUUGUGGAAUUGUCUAAUACUGAAGAGGUAUUGGGAUAAAAACCUGCAUGUGAUACAUGUUUCAAGAUUAGCCAUGUAUAGUCCGUCUUGAAACAGUGCAUUGAGUGUGUAUGAUUUAACGUUUCUUCUGUCUGUCUCUCUCUGUAUCAGCUCCCCUCAAUGUUGAGGCUGUCACUGCAACAGAGUCACACCGCACUGAGACCAGUGUAACUCUGGAGUGGAAAAGGCCGGCAUAUGGCGUCUCCAGUUAUGUGUUGCAGUUCACCGAUAAAGGACAGAUACCCAUUCCUAUAUUGGAAGAAACAGUGACACAUACUGUUCAACUUCUCGAUGUUGGGAAAAGAUAUGACUUCACCCUCUUCACCGUGUUUGAUGGCAUCUGGAGCAGUGGAGAAAGCAACUUCACAGUAACGAGUAAACAUCCUUUUUUCCCCCUUGAUUUCCAAUCAGGUGUUGUUUGUGACUACACUGAAUGUUAACAAUUACAUUUUUAUAUGUGUACUAUGGAGAAAGGAUUGAAGUAAUUUGAUACAUAAAACUUUAUUAAUCCUCAAAUGUGAAAGCUAUUAACAGAAUCCACUUGUUUUUUUCCCUACAGAAAUAAACUGUGCUGUUUUACCCUGGAACGUUACUACCUCAACUAUCGAGGCUAAAAUCCCUGGGUUGUUCACCAGUGCGACAGCAACUAAUGAAACUUACUCUGAAACCCAUGACAAUGCUGGUGAUGGCAAAGUGUUAUUCACUGACCUGUAUCCUGGCUCAAAUUAUACAGUGUCUCUUCAGUAUACAAAUUAUUCUAAAGACCUUAGGCAGUGUACACACACAGAGACUGUGGGUGAGUCACUUACUUUGUCAAGAACAUUGUGUUUAGUCCAUUAAAUACAAUUAUUUAAAAAAGUAUUUGAUCCCCUGCUGAUUUUGUACGUUUGCCCACUGACAAAGAAAUGAUCAGUCUAUAAUUUUAAUGGUAGGUUUAUUUGAACAGUGAGAGACAGAAUAACAACAAAAAAAUCAAGAAAAACGCAUGUCAAAAAUGUUAUGAAUUGAUUUGCAUUUUAAUGAGGGAAAUAAGUAUUUGACCCCUCUGCAAAACAUGACUUAGUACUUGGUGGCAAAACCCUUGUUGGCAAUCACAGAGGUCAGACGUUUCUUGUAGUUGGCCACCAGGUUUGCACACAUCUCAAGAGGGAUUUUGUUCCACUCCUCUUUGCAGAUCUUCUCCAAGUCAUUAAGGUUUCGAGGCUGACGUUUGGCAACUCGAACAUUCAGCUCCCUCCACAGAUUUUCUAUGGGAUUAAGGUCUGGAGACUGGCUAGGCCACUCCAGGACCUUAAUGUGCUUCUUCAUGAGCCACUCCUUUGUUGCGUUGGCCCUGUGUUUUGGGUCAUUGUCAUGCUGGAAUACCCAUCCACGACCCAUUUUCAAUGCCCUGGCUGAGGGAAGGAGGUUCUCACCCAAGAUUUUACGGUACAUGGCCCCGUCCAUCGUCCCUUUGAUGCGGUGAAGUUGUCCUGUCCCUUUAGCAGAAAAACACCCCCAAAGCAUAAUGUUUCCACCUCCAUGUUUGACGGUGGGGAUGGUGUUCUUGGGGUCAUCACCUUUAUGACUUGGAGAAGAUCUGCAAAGAGGAGUGGGACAAAAUCCCUCCUGAGAUGUGUGCAAACCUGGUGGCCAACUACAAGAAACGUCUGACCUCUGUGAUUGCCAACAAGGGUUUUGCCACCAAGUACUAAGUCAUGUUUUGCAGAGGGGUCAAAUACUUAUUUCCCUCAUUAAAAUGCAAAUCAAUUCAUAACAUUUUUGACAUGCGUUUUUCUAGAUUUUUUGGUUGUUAUUCUGUCUCUCACUGUUAAAAUAAACCUACCAUUAAAAUUAUAGACUGAUCAUUUCUUUGUCAGUGGGCAAAUGUACAAAAUCAGCAGGAGAUCAAAUACUUUUUUCCCUCACUGUAUAUUAUUAGCCUAGCAUUAUUGUAUAUGGGACACCUGUAGGAUAGUGACUUUAGCAGGCAGUUAAUGUUAUGUGACAUCUUCCUUUGUUUUAAUCAGUUCCCCCAGACCUAACAGGAAAAUGUGACUAUCUGUCCGGCGGCUACGCUUUCUCUCUGUCCUGGGAUGCGCCGGAGGGACUAUGGACCAGUGUGGAGGUGAAUGUAGCUGGGAAAAGCCCUCAGCAGGUGAAGGGAGAGCAGGUGAUGGAGGCUGAAAUCACUGGGGUUCAACCUGCCCAGACCUAUCAAGUGACUUUGGUCUCAAUCUCUGGGCCUCGCAGGAGUAUCAAGGCUUUCUCUUUCAGCUGUCAUACAGACCCAAGG